AUGCUGCAGCUGCCUGACCUACUCACUUCUGAUAACGCGCAGCCCCUCCUCGCUGCGUCUUGUCUUGCGGUAGCACUCAUCUACCCUUACCGCAAGUCUUUCAUCACUGUGGCAAGAUGGAUCGACGAGUUUGGUCCUCUCGUCACCAUUCGUCAAGGAACCGAGAAAAUUGUUAUUAUCGGUCGCCAUAAAGCCGUGGUGGAUAUCAUGGAGAAGCAGGGCGGAGCGUCAGCUGAUCGUCCUCCCAUGAUUUCUGCUGGAGAAAUGCUUAGCGGCGGACAGUCUAUCGCCUUUUCACAUGCUGGCGACAGGUUGCGUCUGAUGCGUAGAGCACUUCAUUCCCAUCUCCAGCCUAGAACGGCUGAGGCGUAUGAACCCCUGCAGUUUGCUUACGCAAAGAACGCGGUCAUCGACAUUCUUGAGGAUCCACACAACUUCCAGAACCAUGCGUUGACUUUCACUGCGUCGACGAUUAUGAAAAUUGCGUAUGGAAAGACCACCCGCACGUAUGCGACUGAUCCCGAGGUCAAGGAUGUUCGCCGGCGCUUCAUGGCAUUGAGUGUAUCUAUGCGCCCUGGCGCUUACCUGGUAGACUCGAUCCCGUGGCUCAAAUAUACUCCUUGGUAUGGUCGCGAUUUAACACGGGAGUUUGAGAGGGGCAAAAAACUCUACUUCUCCCAGCUGAACCGCGUCAAAGACCAAUUGGUAUCCAUUUCCCUCCCAAUUUUCACUUCGGCAAUUUUCCCCGAGGAGCAGGCUAAAGUCCAUGCUGAGCUUGAUGCGGUGAUCGGCAGGAACAGAGAUGGAGGCCGACUGCUCCUGAAGGAAUCGCUCACCGAACAACUAAAGACCGUCACCGGACAGGAAAACUAUUGCAUUCCUGCUGGCACCACGGUCGUCGGCAACCAUUGGGCCAUCUCUCGUGACCCAGAUGUCUUCCCCGACCCCCACGCGUUCAACCCUGAGCGUUGGCUCAACGACCAAGGUAACCUCAGGGAUGACCUUAAAUUCUAUGUCUUUGGGUUUGGUCGGCGCGUAUGCCCCGGUCAACACCUUGCGUCCAGGGCGGUGACCAUACACUCCGUGCUGGUCCUUUGGGCCUACCAGCUCGCUCUGGAUAAGUCGAAGCCGGUCGAUGACACUGGGUAUAUGAGCGGGGUGGUGCCAGAUAUACAGCCAUGUACUGUCGGGUUUCAGGCGAGGAUUUCGGAGUCGGAUCUGAGGCGCCUGAUGCAAAGUGAUUCUGAGGUACUUUGAUUCUAGGCAUAUGUAUUCCUCCUAACUCGUACGCGUCUUCAUCGCCGCCAUGCCCUUCGCGAGGUCUGAUAUAAAAAGAUGUACAUAUGCUCUGUACGUCUCUGGGUCAGAAUAUAUGCAAAACCAGAUGGGCUUUGGCGCUGGAAGGUUGGCGGCUGGUCUAGGAUGGAACGGGGUUGGUGUAUCUGGUGUCUGAAUGCUCAUGUUCACGUUACCGUUGGAGUUGAAGGAUCAGACUGGCAUAGACGGUAGUUUGUUGUUUGCUGAGCUUGCGACACGGUACGUGUCGCCAUCACUUGCUUGUCACUCAGAAGCCUCU
Suillus paluster is the source of this 1576-nucleotide messenger RNA. Its product is annotated as cytochrome P450. Lineage: Eukaryota; Fungi; Basidiomycota; Agaricomycetes; Boletales; Suillaceae. The record is from RefSeq and is a predicted model, not a curated record. Bases 1 to 1257 code for a protein of 418 amino acids. Gene Ontology annotation, molecular function: iron ion binding; oxidoreductase activity, acting on paired donors, with incorporation or reduction of molecular oxygen; monooxygenase activity. The transcript is spliced from 13 exons.